AUGGAGCGUCUGAAGUUAGUCUUGCAGUACUUCCAGUCCAAUUCCGAGUCCAUCUCCAAUGGAAUUUGUAUCAUCCUGGCCCUGGUUAGUGUCAAGCUUUACACCAGCUUCGACUUUAACUGCCCGUGCCUCCCUCAGUACAACAAACUUUACUCUCUGGGAGUGAUGAUAGUCCCGCCUAUUAUACUGUUCUUCCUGGGAAUCCUUGUCAACCGGCAUACAGGUGUCAUGAUGGACGAGUGGAUGAGACCCAUUGGGAACAGGUCCAAAAAUCCUGCUGUUGUCAAGUACUUGUUCUCAGCCAUGAUCCAGAGAGCCCUGCUGGCACCAAUGGUGUGGAUCCUGGUCACUUUGCUAGAUGGAAAGAUCUUUAUCUGUGCUUUCAGUGUGAGUGUAGACCCUGCACUCUUCUCAGGUAUGCCUAAUAACACAGGUCUGGAUGUCCUCAAGAUCAUGGCCAAAGUACCCUGUAAGGAGGACGUUAUCUUCAGGAAUAGUUCUUUCCGUAAAGCGGUUUCUCGUUAUGUUCGCUGCCAUUCACAGGCGAUUGGUUGGUCCAUCCUCUUGUUCCUGAUUGUACUGGGAGCACUGGGACGCCUCAUCAAGCCCUGUUUUGAUGACCACGCCACCUUCCUGCAGACACGCUACUGGAGCAACUAUCUUGAUGUGGAGCAGAAGCUCUUCGACGAGACCUGCGUCCUACACGCCCGAGACUUCGCCCGAAAGUGUGUGGUGCAGUUCUUUGAGGACGUCAGGGAGGACUCUCUACGUCUUCCACACCCGGUCUUCUUCAGCAAAUUCAGAGAGGAGUGGGAUGAUGAAGAAGAAGAACAGCUUCAUGGGAUAACAAAACAGGAGCAAGUGGACCAGCUGCUAAACAAGUGGUAUUACAGUAAACCUGAACUGGAUGUGUCUAGGAUUGCAUACAGGCCCAGACCAUGUGUUACCUGGGAGAACCAUGAAGGGAAGACAUUAUACUCUGAUGUGUAG
Molecule: messenger RNA, 990 nt
Organism: Oreochromis aureus
Lineage: Eukaryota; Metazoa; Chordata; Actinopteri; Cichliformes; Cichlidae
Gene: calhm3
Product: calcium homeostasis modulator 3
Exons: 4
Coding region: 1-990 (329 amino acids)
Molecular function (GO): monoatomic cation channel activity
Source: RefSeq, a predicted model, not a curated record